This is a messenger RNA of Mesorhabditis belari, 813 nucleotides long. Lineage: Eukaryota; Metazoa; Nematoda; Chromadorea; Rhabditida; Rhabditidae. The record is from the annotation of a GenBank genome assembly.
AUGAACUCACACUGGGACACGAUGAGAUUCUGGUCAAGAAAGAUUUUCACCGUCUUGGUUCCAUUCAUUUCGUUGAUCUAUUGCAAUGCUCGAAUCGUGAUCCAAUUACGCGAAAAGCACGAAGAGACACGCGAACAAUCGAUGAAGAAACGAUCACUUCGAGGAGCACUGCUCACAACUGGAUCAAUUCGCAAACACUACAAUGAGAAGAAAGGUGUCAGAGUUGCAACAAGAACCCUUCUCUUGGUUGUUGGCUGUUAUCUGAUCUCAAAUCUCAUCUCAACCAUUGUCAACUUUUGGUUGUUUUUCGAUCCAGUCACUCUUGAAAGUAACUACUAUCUUUAUUUGGUCAUCUCCGAUUUCUCGACUUUGCUCACAAUCUGUGGCUGUGCUUGCCGUUUACCGAUCUAUUGUGUAGCGGAUAAAAGGAUAAGAAAAGCGCUGAUGAGAGCUUUACUCAGAUGGCAACAUAAAGCACGACCAAUUGAGGUGCUCGAAAGAAACCUUGAAAAGUAUUCGAUUGUUGUCGUCUCGAACAGUCUUCGCAGUAAUCUCACCAAUCAACCACAAAUGUUUAAUAGUCAGGACUUGGUGAAUGGUCGACCGAGAGCCAGAGACGAGUUGGCACUACUUUUACAGAAUCGCCGGAAGAUUCUUGUCGACAUGACGCUCAUCCUGGGCACCGAUCGGGGUCCAAUAAUUGAAGAGGAGACUACGGCCGAGGUCACCUAUUUGACGGAUCUCCAUGAGGAGCAUCAAGAAUUGCUCAAACCGCGUCGACCGAGCAAAUUUCGAGAAAUGCUCGCAAAUAUC